AUGGCUGCUGAAUCAGAGAACGGCAGCUGCAAUGCUUGGGCAGCGAGAGAUCCUUCGGGAAUUCUCUCACCAUACAAGUUUAACCGCAGAGCAAUGCAAAAUAGCGAUAUUGCAACGAAGGUCAUAUACUGUAGAGUCUGUUAUGCUGACGUUGGCUGGACACGGAAUAUGCUCAAUGAUUCAAAAUAUCCUUUGGUUCCUGGGCAUGAGAUUGCUGGAGUUGUAACUCAGGUUGGUGCAGAUGUCAAAGGAUUUAAAGUGGGUGACCAUGCUGGUGUUGGAACAUAUGUGAACUCAUGCCGAGAUUGUGAGAACUGUAAUAGCUCUCUAGAGAACCACUGCCCAAAAGGUGUUUAUACUUUCAAUGGCAUUGAUACACAUGGAACUGUCACAAUGGAGGGUUACUCCACGCACAUUGUAGUCCAUGAAACUAUGACAUAUUAUGAUAGAAAAAAGUCUACGAAUCGGAUCGUGUUCGACCCGGGGACGUCCCCGAAUCUUGGUCAGGCUAAGGCGGACUCCAUGCGCGAGGCUGUCGAUUGGAAGGAAGCCGGCUACUUCGGUCAGCAGGAGCAGGCCUUCCCUUGGUCGUCUGCGAACUUGUUUAUGUAA
This is a messenger RNA of Sorghum bicolor (sorghum), 612 nucleotides long. Its product is annotated as probable cinnamyl alcohol dehydrogenase 1. Gene Ontology annotation, molecular function: oxidoreductase activity, acting on the CH-OH group of donors, NAD or NADP as acceptor; zinc ion binding. The coding region runs from base 1 to 612 and encodes 203 amino acids. Lineage: Eukaryota; Viridiplantae; Streptophyta; Magnoliopsida; Poales; Poaceae. The transcript is spliced from 4 exons. The record is from RefSeq and is a predicted model, not a curated record.